CCAGUAGCACUCUGUGUCAGCACAGCAAGUUAGGCUAUCAAGACAUUCACAUCCCCAAGAGCACUGAAAACAAAUACAAACUCGGGCACCUCAUGGAACCAGGAAUUAUGAAUCCACAGCAGGAUUUGCUCUUCAUCAUCCAGUAAUGGCUCUGAUUGAAGGGAUGUUCCUUUCCUGGAUGCUCUCCUGAUUUUUGGACUUUUCUCUACCAACCACAGCAACCCUUUCAUCACAGAAAUUCAAUCAACCCUUGGGGCCUCUUCCUCUAAUCCGGGUCAGCCACGUUGACUCCUCCAAAUCUCUCUCAGCUUUACUCCUGAGUCUCUGGACUUCUUUCUCCACCAUAGCUCCAUGGAUCCCUCCAGAAUUUGGCUGUGCCUUCUGAUUGGGCCAUCCCCCUUCAUUUGCAAGUAGCUUUGUGUCAUGUACCCGCUGGGGGCAGGGCAGCAGGGCCACUGGCAAAAGCAGGAAACACCAGCUUCUUAGAAAGAGUUGCACCAAAGAUAGGACAAGUUUGCAAGGAAGAUUGGGACCAGUGUUUGAUGUGAUUGAUCUCCACUCAUUUGCAAAGGGAGCAGUGGAGGAGAUUCAGAAUAGGAGGUGGACUACUGAAAGCUAGCAGCAUGAGUUCAGCUAUCCUGAAGGUGGAGGCUCUAGAUGCUGACCGUUUGGUCCAGAUCCAUUGGGACGAUGGGGAAGAGUCUCUCUACCCUGCCGUGUGGCUGAGAGACAACUGCCAGUGUCCUUGUUGCUACCUGGAUUCUGCAAAAGCUCGUAAACUUCUCAUCGAAGCCCUGGAUGUUAACACAUGGGUCAAGCACAUGACUUUGAUCAACCAAAGAAAGGUACAUAUCAUUUGGCCUGAUGAGCACAUUAGUGAUUUCGAAGCAGAUUGGCUAAAGAAAAGAUGUUUUUCCCCAAAAUCCAGAGCAAAAGUACAAAAAGAAUUGUUUUUGCCAGAAUGUCAUUAUUGGGGCUCAAAUCUCCAGCUUCCUACUCUGGAUUUUGAAGAUGUUUUAACAAGUGAUGAACAUACCUAUAAUUGGCUGUCUACUCUUAAGAAAAUUGGUAUAGUACGGCUGACUGGAGCAGCUGCACAGAGAGGAGAAGUCGCUAAACUUGGCAAGAAGAUCGGCUUCCUCUAUCUCACAUUUUAUGGACAUACUUGGCAAGUACAAGACAAAAUCGAUGCGAAUAAUGUGGCUUACACAACUGGAAAGCUAAGUUUUCACACAGAUUAUCCAGCACUACAUCAUCCACCUGGGGUUCAAUUCCUUCACUGCAUAAAGCAAACGGCCACUGGUGGGGAAAGCGAAAUUGUAGACGGAUUCAACAUAUGCCUACAGCUCAAGGAACAAAAUCCUAAGGCAUUCCAGAUCCUCUCCUCAACUUUUGUGGAUUUUACAGAUAUUGGAGUUGACUUUUGUGACUUCUCAGUGCAAUCCAAGCACAAAAUUAUAGAAGUAGACAAUAGAGGUCAAGUGAUUCGCAUCAACUUCAAUAACUCAACCAGAGAUACAAUAUUUGACAUCCCUGUUGAAAAAGUACGGCCAUUCUAUGCUGCCCUGAAAGAGUUUGUUGACUUGAUGAAUCACAAAGAAAACAAGUUUACCUUCAAGAUGCAUCCAGGUGACGUCAUUACAUUUGAUAAUUGGCGUUUACUUCACGGCCGACGGAGUUAUGAAGCAGGAAAAGAAAUAUCUCGCCAUCUUGAAGGUGCUUAUGCGGACUGGGAUGUGGUUAUGUCAAGGCUCCGUAUCUUAAAGAAGGUUGUCAAAAGUGAAAAUUAAAUUUACUAGCUGCACUUUUGAUUUUAGUGGAACUAAGGAUGAUUUUGUAAGAUACAACAUACUUAAUCUCCACUUGCCACAAUCACUAGUAUUACAUAAAUGGUCCUAUCUCAUAGACAUUAAUUUCUUUAAUGUUAACAAUGCAGCCAAAUUUGCAAGGUUACUGUUUUCUCUGUUUCUGCAAAUGUUAUGGUAAUGAUACUGGAUCCAGAAAAGAGAUGAAGAAAGACAUCCCUCUUCUUUCCUUGGAAGGGCAAGGACUGUGGGUACAUAAUAUUAUUUAUGUCAUCAUAUGGUGUUGCAGUGUCAAUUAGUUUUACUCAUUUUUCUUUUGCAUUAGAGGAAACUCAGUAAUAGGGAGUAAGAGGGGAGCUAUAUCUAGAAAUGACUAAUAUAAAAAUAAAAGUUACCAAUAAAACUUUUUUAAAUGCUA
Molecule: messenger RNA, 2223 nt
Organism: Sarcophilus harrisii (Tasmanian devil)
Lineage: Eukaryota; Metazoa; Chordata; Mammalia; Dasyuromorphia; Dasyuridae
Gene: BBOX1
Product: gamma-butyrobetaine hydroxylase 1
Exons: 9
Coding region: 624-1790 (388 amino acids)
Biological process (GO): carnitine biosynthetic process
Cellular component (GO): mitochondrion
Molecular function (GO): iron ion binding; gamma-butyrobetaine dioxygenase activity
Source: RefSeq, a predicted model, not a curated record